CAGGGGCGGACUGACCAUUUGGAAACUCGGGCACUGCCCGAGGGCCCGGGGUUGGUAGGAGGCCCCAUAAGAUGCCCCUGGUACCUUUUUCAUAGGCUUUUUUGAGUUUGGGCAAGGACACAGGGGCCCCAUGAUCCCCUAUUGCCCAGGGGCCCCAUGAGUUGUCAGUCCGCCCCUGAACCAAACCAUCAAAUCAUCCAUAGGCCGGAUCGAGGGGGGAAUAUUAAGCCCUCGAAACGCGCUGGAUUUGUUGCGGAAUAUAAUCCUUUAUGGAAGGUACAAACUAGUGUGGUGCUCCUAUCUUUUCAAUUCUUCAGC
Messenger RNA from Staurois parvus, 318 nucleotides. The record is from the annotation of a GenBank genome assembly. Lineage: Eukaryota; Metazoa; Chordata; Amphibia; Anura; Ranidae.